AUGGGUGUCGCAGAUUUGAUCAAGAAAUUCGAAAGCAUCUCAAAGGAAGAAGGCGAUGCUACCGUUGAUACAAACAGUUCAUCAAAGCCUCUCAAAUCAAACGAUGAAACCAAAGAAUUGCAUCAACAAGAGUCUACUGCUGUUCCGCAAGAGGUUGACGUAAAUGAAGAGUUUGAGAAUGAACCAGAAACAAUUAACAGUAGUAGAACUGCUGAGAAACCAUUGGAAACAAACCUCCCAAAACCUGAAACUAACGAAGAAGACGAAGAAGAGGGCUCCAUGAGCGAGAAUAAAAUAUAUUCUAAAGGUGAAAAUGCUGACAUCAACGUUAAUGAUUUUCAAGAAUAUAAAGAAAUGGAAAAUACUGGCGCUGAAGUUCUUGCAAGUAGUGUUGAAGAAUCCGAUGCUAUUCAAGAAGGUGUGGCUGAGGAAACUGAAGGGAUUGCUACUCCUAAACAAAAAGAAAACGAAAAAAAUGAUGAAUCAGAAGAAGAAUCUGCAAAUAAUGCAUCUGAACCAGCCGAAGAAUAUUCUCAAUCUGAAGAAGAUGCUGACAUCGAGCAAUCUAAUGGCAAAGAAACUGAAAAUGCCGAAAACGCUUCUCAACAAGCUAAUGAUGGCUCUACAAGUACCACGACUUCUAAGAAUAAGAAGAAAAAAAACAAAAAAAAAAACAAGAAGAAGAGAAAUGGAAAUGUUAACACCAACGCUAAUGUCGACGACAGCACCAAAACCGGUGAAAAUGAUGAUACAACCGGCGACACCACGUCAUCAACAACCUCCGCCAUUCAAGAAGUGAAUGAUUUGGAAGUUGUUGAUGACUCUUGUCUUAGGCAUUGAUCAACAGCAUAAUAGGGAGCAUUUGAAAGCGUUAACUCAGGACGUUAAAGAAGAGACGUUAGAGAAUAUUGCGCACGAGGGCAGAGGUGAUAACACAGGCGAUCAGAAUGCAGUAGAAAAAUCUGAUUUCGAAAAAUCAGAUACAGAAGGUUCAAGAAUAGGCCGCGACUUACCCUUUGAAUUUGGAAAACGUAACUUGACCGAGGAAUCUGACGUUUGGGAUCAUAACGCUUGGGAUAAUGUUGAGUGGGGUGAAGAACAAGUCCAGCAGGCGGAGGAAAAAAUCAAAGAGCAGUUUAAGCAUCCUGUACCUGAGUUUGACAAAAAACUAUACAAUGAAAAUCCGGCACGUUAUUGGGACAUUUUUUAUAAAAACAACAAGGAAAACUUUUUCAAGGACAGAAAGUGGUUACAAAUUGAAUUUCCAAUCUUAUACGCAUCUACCAGAAAAGACGCAGAACCCGUUACAAUAUUUGAAAUUGGCUGUGGGGCAGGUAACACUUUUUUCCCGAUCUUGAAAGAUAAUGAGAACGAAAACUUGAGGAUAAUAGCCGCAGAUUUUGCUCCAAGAGCCGUCGAAUUAGUUAAAAAUUCUGAACAGUUCAACCCCAAGUACGGCCACGCAACAGUAUGGGAUUUGGCCAAUCCUGACGGUAAUUUACCUGAUGGCGUCGAACCUCAUUCUGUGGAUAUUGCAGUAAUGAUCUUCGUUUUUAGUGCUUUAGCACCAAACCAAUGGGAUCAAGCCAUGGAUAACCUUCACAAAAUUUUGAAACCAGGCGGUAAGAUCAUAUUUCGUGAUUACGGUGCAUAUGAUUUAACUCAAGUUAGAUUCAAAAAGAACAGAAUCCUAGAAGAGAACUUCUACGUUAGAGGUGAUGGUACAAGAGUUUAUUUUUUCUCUGAAGAAAAACUAAGAGAAAUUUUCACGAAAAAGUACUUCUUGGAAAAUAAAAUUGGAACUGAUAGAAGGUUGUUGGUUAACAGAAAAAGGCAACUAAAAAUGUACCGCUGCUGGGUACAAGCUGUGUUUGACGUUCCUCAAUAG
Messenger RNA from Saccharomyces cerevisiae S288C, 1888 nucleotides. RefSeq names its product tRNA(Thr) (cytosine(32)-N(3))-methyltransferase (gene ABP140). The transcript has a single exon. Lineage: Eukaryota; Fungi; Ascomycota; Saccharomycetes; Saccharomycetales; Saccharomycetaceae. The record is from RefSeq and is marked reviewed. Gene Ontology annotation, cellular component: cytoskeleton; cytoplasm. Gene Ontology annotation, molecular function: RNA methyltransferase activity; S-adenosylmethionine-dependent methyltransferase activity; tRNA (cytidine-N3)-methyltransferase activity.